Lathyrus oleraceus (garden pea) is the source of this 852-nucleotide messenger RNA. RefSeq lists its product as uncharacterized. Bases 1 to 852 code for a protein of 283 amino acids. Lineage: Eukaryota; Viridiplantae; Streptophyta; Magnoliopsida; Fabales; Fabaceae. The transcript has 3 exons. The record is from RefSeq and is a predicted model, not a curated record.
AUGGCUAGGAAUGGUAUGGGUGCCACAUCGCAAAGGCUAUUAUAUAUCUCCCCGUUGGCUGAAUUUAUUCUCCAAACCGAGGCACCUGGGGGAAUGAAAGUGCCUAAGUACACUAAGUUUGGGGGAGAAUCUGAAUUGUCUAGUAUUAAGAGAAGGUUUGCUGAGAGUAUCGAUGAUUAUCUGAAUAGAUUCAAAUCAUUAAAGGCCAUGUGCUUUACGCAAGUACCAGAACAUGAACUUGUUCAAAUGGCUGCUAGGGGGUUAGAUUAUUCCAUUAGGAAGAAAAUAGACCCAACUUUUGUGAAGAGUAUGUCACAAUUGGCUGAUAGAGUUAGACAUCUCGAACGACUAAGGUUAGAAAAGGUUAGACACAAUAAGGCUAAGAAAGAAAAAGUAAUGUUCGUCGACUAUGACGCGACGGAUCCAAUAUAUGAGGCUGAUUAUGCCUCAUCGACUGAAUUAGAAAUUGACGUGGCUGAGUUAAAGCCAGGAUCCGCCUAUGAGUGUCAAUCAUUACUUCCUACGCAAGGGAAAAUUCCUAUCGAAAACAAUCCAAAAUUCCCUUCGAAAACUUAUACAUUUGAUAUGACAAAGUGUGAGGAAAUUUUUGAUUUAUGUGGUGUUGUCACCGACAAAGUAGUUGCUGAAAAUUUCCAGAAGCUACAAUUGGGCAAAAGCAAAAGAAGUGGGCUAAAUAGAGAGCGCCAGAAUGAAAGAGUCCCAAAGAAGGCUGUGGAAAGUGCUCAGGCGAGGCCUAGGAGCUUCGUACCACCGAAAAGUGUUCCUAGAGGCACCUGGGUCAAGCCUCAGGGAAAACAAGAAACCCCACAAGGGGUUGCUGCUGCUAGAUGA